Metarhizium robertsii ARSEF 23 is the source of this 669-nucleotide messenger RNA. RefSeq names its product Nucleotide exchange factor Fes1. The record is from RefSeq and is a predicted model, not a curated record. The transcript has a single exon. Bases 1 to 669 code for a protein of 222 amino acids. Lineage: Eukaryota; Fungi; Ascomycota; Sordariomycetes; Hypocreales; Clavicipitaceae.
AUGGCCCAAGACCCCCGUCUAACCGAACUCCUCCGCUGGUCCGUCGAGCACUCCGACGUGACGCUCGACGACCCCGCGGCCGCCGAAACCGCCGCCUCGCAGCCCUCGCGGUCGCAGCUGACGCCCGAGAUGAUGGCGGCCCUCAUGGGCGGCCCCUCGGACGCGGACCUCAUGAAGGCGGCCAUGGAGCUCAUCACCGCGCCCGACGCCGACGUCAGCCUGGAGAACAAGCUCAUCGCGUGGGACAACUUCGAGCAGCUGAUCGAGUCGCUCGACAACGCCAACAACAUGGCCAACCUGGGCCUGUGGACGCCGCUGCUGGAGCAGCUCGCGCACGCCGAGGCCGACCACAGGAAGAUGGCCGCGUGGUGCGUCGGCACCGCGGUGCAGAACAACGAGAAGACGCAGGAGAGGCUGGUGGCCAUGGGCGACGCGGGGGUGCCCGCGCUCGUGGCCGUCGCGCUGGGCGCCGCCGAGAGGGAGGACGUGAGGAGGAAGGCUGUCUACGCGCUGAGCUCGGCGUGCCGCAACUACCAGCCUGCUAUGGACGUGUGCGUCGAGGAGCUGGGCAAGAGGGGGUUCGGGGAGGGCGCUAGGGUUGACGCGUUUGACAUGGACGCCGUGGAUGCCGUUAUUCAUGCGUUGAGGGAGAAGGCCAAGGGUGCGUAG